AUGGUUAGGCGAUUGUGGAAGAGCCACCUAGAGACCAAGCGGUCAAACGGUGACAAAGGCACAUUCUUGCAUACUCCCGUGUUCAAGGAUGGAGCAGGAAAGAAUGCCGGGCUCCGAAUAAACUCAAGAGAUUUUGCCAAAGAAACAACUUUGAAAGAUUCUACGAAAAGCAUAGAUGUAGCUUUCGACUACAACCCAUGGAUAGUGGUUCCACUCAGAGGUCCAUCAGCAGCGCUGAUGAAAUCUGGGAGUACGAUCACCACUGCAAUAGCCUUUGAUCGUCUGUGUGCUCUGUAUUUUCCUAUAGCAUACUAUAGGAUUUCAAAGCGAAAGUAA
Strongylus vulgaris is the source of this 336-nucleotide messenger RNA. NCBI's taxonomy places the organism in Eukaryota, Metazoa, Nematoda, Chromadorea, Rhabditida, Strongylidae. The record is from the annotation of a GenBank genome assembly.